This is a messenger RNA of Plodia interpunctella (Indianmeal moth), 8807 nucleotides long. RefSeq lists its product as uncharacterized. The coding region runs from base 161 to 7015 and encodes 2284 amino acids. The transcript is spliced from 39 exons. Gene Ontology annotation, cellular component: cytoplasm. Gene Ontology annotation, biological process: autophagosome maturation. NCBI's taxonomy places the organism in Eukaryota, Metazoa, Arthropoda, Insecta, Lepidoptera, Pyralidae. The record is from RefSeq and is a predicted model, not a curated record.
ACUUACGAAAUUAAUCAAUAUCAGCAGGCAGGCAAAAUGAUCAACAACAAAACAAAGAAAUGUUUUGAUUUUGUAUAAUACUUCAAGUUUUAUGAUAUUCAACAAAUUUUGUUAAUACCUGUUUUGCCUUCGUCAGCACAAACAGCUUUAGUGCUUAGCCAUGGCUACCAUGGUCAAAGAGAAAAAACGGGAGAAAAAGAAAGCUAAACAGAAAACCGAGUCAAGAGAAUUCGUGAUCUCGGAACCCUUGAUUUCCCCCACCAUAAACAAAACAAAAAAACUGGAAAACAGUGAUAAUCCCAUUGAUACAACGGAAUACUUUGUAGACAGUGUUAACAUAUCUGAAACUCACGGUGAGGCUGGCUCUAGUACCGAUAAUCACAUAUCAACAAAUGUCACCAGUGAUCUUCAAAAUGUUUGUGAAGAAACAGUUUCUCAAAGUCAAAACUUAGAUAUUUCUUUAUCAAUAGCCACUUCUAGUGUUGAAGUUAAGGAAAGUUUUAGUUCUAAACAUAUUGACACUUACAUAUCAAAGUCAUUGAUAGAGGAGCAUCCAGGUAAAACAUAUGAAGACUUGAAUUUGAAAAUGGAACGGAUGAAAAUACCCACUCAGGAAAUCCCAUUGAAUGUUGAAGAUAAAUUGUUACCUCCUCCUUGGUGCUUCCAACCAAAUACUAAAGACUCCGACAUAACAUCAGAAGCACAAGAAGCAGAAGCUACAUUGUUAACUGAGGAAAAUGUAGUACCUUCAGCACCAGUUUUUGAGGACAUGUCUCAACCAGAACCGAAACACCAAGAGCUUAUAGUAGUUAAAGAAGAAAUUCCAAGACCUCAAUGUAUGCCUUUGGAGAAGGCUGUCUGGCUGUUUGGCGGGGAGGAAAUGGAGGAGAUAAGAAAGAUGAGUGAUAAUGAAGAGGCUAUAGUUGAAGCAGGGCCAUUGAGUGGGCCCGACCAUCCCUUAGUCGACUUGUUGUCUACAUUAAGGAGUUCUCUAAUGUUUCUCGAACGGGAGCGAAACCACUUGUUCAAGAGUAUCAAUGAAGAAGAACAGUGCCGUUCAGCACUGUGGAAGAUACAGAAGAAGACUGUUCAUGUCACUGACAUAUGUCCAUGCGGGGCGUCAGUUCAGUUUCGGGGGAAGUAUGACGAUGCUGAGUUUUUUGCGGAAAAGGUUCCGGCAGCCAGGAUGCGGCUGACUGCUCUCUUGAAUGACGUCCAAGAGGGUUACUGUCAUCAUCAACAUUCAGCUUUGCUGGCGUUUUACCAGAUAGAAGACUUCCUAUCUGAAGUCGUAAAAGCAAACCAGAAGGAAAUGCGUGAGUCCCUGAGUCUGAUCCUGCAAGCUCUGAAGCGAAGCGACACAGCACCGCCAGUGCUUUCCAAACUGUUGGAGCGAUGGGCCGCCAUGCUGGCUUCAGAGUUAGUGGACGCGAGGGAUCCCAGGCAGCUGUUGUUUCUACUACAUCAUCUGUUUAAACAAAGUCGUUCGGUGCGCUGGGCCUCCCGAGCAGUGAAACUGCAUGUAGGGGAUCGCUUGUCCGCCGCUAGGGCUGUGGCCGUGCUCAGCAUUCUGUUAACUCGGCCCCCGCUCGAGUCCGCGCUCGAGUGCAACGAGGAUACAGUAGAAGCGUGGGAGGAGGUGGACGCGGGCGGACGCGGGGGCGCGGUGGACGACGGGGCGCUGCGCGAGCGCGACCUGCUGGCGCUGCUGCGCGCGCUGCCGCUGCGCCAGCUUGUGGCCGCCACGCUCAUGUUCACACAUUCCGAUGUAAGUGAAGCCUUUGAACGAGAUUGGCGAGACGCGUCAGGCGGCGGCGGCGUGGCGCUGGCGUGCUGCGGCGCGCGCGCGCUGCUGGCUGCGCUGCGCCGCGCGCACGCUGCGCACGCGCACUAUCGCAGGCUGCACGCGUUCAUGAGGAACAUCGCUCAGAGAUUGCUGAAGGGGCUGGCUGGGCUGCAUACAAAAAUGCACAGAUCAUCGUACAGCCCGGAGAUGCGGCGCAGCGUCCCGGCGGAGCUGGAGGCCAGCUACGCGGCCGCGCUGUGGCUGUGCGAGGACCGCGACCUGCAUCUGAUGCCGGCGAGUUUGCUCACCGACGCCACCGCCAGCUCCUUUUGUAUGGAGCUCAUAUUCCACUUGCAUGAGACGUCACCACAACAUCUGAAUAGUCUCCCGGUAUGUCUUCCCAAACUGACGUGUGAAGCCCGCGUGCACAUAAUAUCCGAGGCCGCGGCACAAAGGACACGUGACCACGAACUCGCCAGGAUUGUUCUAGAAUUUUUAAUGCAGACUGGUCUGAAGACGAAGUCGGUCUCGUGCAAGGGAGGCUGCGAGGCGGCCGCCAGAACCCGAAUACCCGCGGUGCUGGCCUCGCAUCCUUACCUCUACACCACCGCGUUAAAUCUCAUCGCGGACAUGAACCAAGUGGAAUCAGUGGAGCCGACGUGUGUAAACCACAUCCACGUAGACAAAUGGCGGCCGACGACUGCUGAGCUGCUGGCGGUGUUGGGAGACUGGUCGCAACGCUGCAGCUGCAUGCUGGAGCGGCUGCUGGUGUUGCUGGCGUCUCAUUGUAAUCUUUCACUAGAAUGCCAGGUGUCCUUGGCAAGGUGGCUCCGCGACUGGUCCCGCUCGCAGCCGAACUGCGAGUGGAAAUGGACCGUACUGAGAAAGCUGAGGCUCCACAGGGCUUCGUGGAGUCUCCCGCUGGAUGCGCCUGCGCCGGAACCCUCGGAGGAGACUGAUCUGUUCGCGGCUGCUGUGAACCUGCUCACUAGCUCUUGGGGACACUCUGUGCCGUUGAUAUGCUCCCAUGGCGCCGAAGCCCUAUGUCUUCUAGCCAAAUCUCGGCCAGUCGACGCGGCUCAUUGUCUCUCUGUGGUGUUGCUAGCUAUGGCCGCGUCUCCCGACUCCAUCUCACUGGCUAACAAAUUCGAAACGUUCUUCAACAUAAUGUUGAACACUGGCCCUUCGCUGGUGCAGCGUGCGCUGGGCCUGGGCGGCGCCAGCGGCGCGCGGCUGCUGCAGGGCGUCAUGUUGGCGCACCUCGGGGACCAGGCAGACCCGGCAGAAUACCAGCUCAACAGACGCAUGAUGUUAUCCACUUGGUUCCACGCGUUGUGGCGACCACAAACGUCAGCAUUCGCCAACCUAUUGGACACCGCAAUACUCGUUACCAGAGAGUUUGAUUUAGCUACUGAAUAUGCUGCAAGACUCGUACAGGAAAUGCCAAAAGAGCAAUUGUCUCAAUGGUUGAAAUGCGUAACCGUUGCGCCGCAAGUGAUAGAGUGCAUGCUCCGCGCAAUGUUGGCGUACGAACAGAACGGCAUACUGUCGGACAGGCUGCUGCAGACGCUGCAUACGCAGAGGCUGGAUAAGGUUAAGAUCAAUGUGGACGCCGCGCUACAGCAAAUCGGCAGCGGCAUGAAGUCAGACUCGCUGGUGAUCCACCUCACGUGCGCCGCAGCUCUGCUGGCACCUCUGCAGCAUCCCUCGCAUCUCAUGCUGUGGAGAUUGUUCAUGGCUCUCUAUUUGCAGCGAUGCAGUUUGCCCGAAUCAACCCCACCAGUCGGCCCCCUGUUCUUCAGCGGCAUAAUGAAGUCCCGGACCCUGGCCAGCAUCAAAAGGCAACUGCAAGAAACCAUAGCGUACCACCACAACCAAGCCAUAUCCUAUCGCAAUCCCCAAGAAGAUCAAACUAAAACUGAAUCUACUGUAUCUACUCCAGAUAACGUUGUAACCAAUACGACGUUGAGUGAGGAGUUUUUAGGCGUGUUGUCGAUUACCGAUUUCACUAAUGAUUCGAUUGAAUCGAGUGAUUCUGAAAGCGAGGAGGAAGAAGGUGAAGAGGUUAUUGUGGAAGAGACGUCGAGGGAUGAGGACGAGUCUAUAGCUCACAUGUACUCUUAUCAUUCGGGUGCCGAGAAAAUGAUUCGUGAGUACUACCGCUGGUUGUGCGAGGGUGAAAAAGUUCGCGCUUUGCCACACGAAGCUGACAUCGCCAGGUUUAUUCCCGAACAGGCGUUAGACUCAGCUUUUCGCCGCGUGGUGGCCUCGAGGCGACGUAACACUGAGUGUUGUGAGCUCCCGCUGCCCCGACCCCCGCCCCCGCCACCCCCCGCAGCACCCACGCUCUUCCAGACGGUGGUGGACAACAUCUUGAUGAUCAGGGACAAGUCUUCGCAGAGGAAACGCACCGUCAAAUUAUCGUCCGCCCUCGGAGAUACAAACGUGGCGGACGCUAGUGUUCUUUUGUCUCACGUGGACAAACAUAUGAAGUUGAUAGAGAAGUUCGCAGAACAAUGGCGGAAGGAAGUGUCUCGUGUGCAAUGUUUGAACGAGUCGCUGCUGUCGCUGGUGCGCGCGCUGCGCGAGCCGCGCGCGCUGGCGGCUCAGCGCGUGCGCUGCGCCAACAGCUGCCGGCCGCGCACGCUCGUGCCCGAGGCUCGAGAGUGGUGUAUAUCGACUGGAGCAGAGCAAGGGAUAAUAGAAAAUCGGCGAUCUGCGCAGGCGUCUAUGCGUCGUCUGACCAAACCUUCCUGGCCUGUGGUUCGCGCCGCUGUCAUACUACAGGCAUUAGCCAGGUCCAUCGGAAGUAAACCGACAGCUUUGCGUGUGCUAGAACGCGUGUGGGGCGGCGUUAUGGCGUGCGGCGGCUGCUGGCCCGCGCGCUGCCUGCUGCCCAUGUCGCAGCACAUCGCCGCUAAAUGGAUCUGCCACGAAGGCGAAUUAUGCGCGUCGCUCCUAACUCGCUGGAGCGAAGGUGCAGAAAAGAGCGGGAAUACGCUCCAACAAGCGAUAUGCGGCACCAUACUGGAGCCCCGGCGCCUGCGCCCGGCGGACUUCCCCGCGGUCUACACUGCGCUGUUGAGGAGUCAGCUGCCCUCGCAUGUCAUCUUCAGCUACCUCAGCAGGUUUGAGAUUUCGCACUGGGCCGCGCAAGUGUCCUUCGAGGCCCGCAAUGUAGUGUUGACCGAGUUGUGCGAGGCUGUCUGUCGGUGGGGAUUCCAACCCGAGAAAGAACAUUUUGUGCUUAUCGAGCUAAUCGGCGUGCACACAAUGUCCCUGCUCACGAAUGAAAACAUCACAUCAUACAUCGCUCGCUGCACACAGCUCAGUCUAGAUCGCCGCUUGCCGCCCGAGCAUUGGAAGUAUGUGGUGCCCAGCUUCACGUCACACGCACAUUGUGUGCCUUUGACUAAGUUGCCCGCCCUCCUCUACGACUUGGCCACGUUGUGGUCGUCAGUGCCCAACACUGCGGUGCCGUACCUAGCGCACAUGUUGCACGCGCCCUACGUCACGGAUUUGUUGGUCGAACUCGUGCGCGCCUACGUCGCCGCUGCUAUGGCGCAGAGCUACACGCCCGAGAGAGUGUGCGCGUGCGUGUGGAGCGCGGCACGCGCGGCGUGGCAGCCGUGGGUGCUGCAGCCGCAGCAGGUGUGCCAGUUCGAGAAUGUUCUCGACAAAUUCCUCGGCUCACUGCUGCAGACCAUGCUGGAUUGUCCCGGUAUAGAAGAGUACCUCCUAGGCGAGGUGUGGGAGUGGGUGUGUGAGGAGUACGUGUCCCGGCUGAGCGACGGCAGGCUGCGCGACGAGAGCCACCGCCAGCAGCUGUGGGCGCUGCUGCGCGCGCUGCAGCAGCUGCCCUUCGGACAGGACUGGUUCAGGCCGAAGCACACAAGGACUGCUCUAGAGAUUUGCCGCGCGCCCGAUAUAGAAAUCCGUUCGUGGUUCGAGUGUUCGCUGCGCGGUUUCCGCGCGGCCUCUGCGUUGUACGACAACAGACUGGAGAUGGAGACUCAGCUAGGACUUCUGCUGUACAUCUUCACAGCACCUUCUGUCCCUUAUGUGGAACGGACGCUGUCGCAAGCGUGCAGUCUGCCGUGGCAUUGCCUCCCGGACGCGGGGUUCAGCGAGUUCCUGGCGCUCUACUUCAUGGAGCACUACAACCUCAACCUCAGCUACCACGGAGCUCCUCAAUUCAGAGUACUGCUGAGCGCCAGCGAACUGUUACCGUGCGAGGAGGAGGCGGGAUCAGUGCGGCCGCUGUCGCGCAGCAAGCGCGCGCGCGCGCUGUCGGCGUGGCAGCGCGCCGCCGCCGCGCCCGCGCUCGUCGCGCACGCGCCGCUGCACGCCUCCGCCGUGCUCAACGUCAUCACCGCUAUCGCGCCGUACCUGGACGAGUCUUCUAACGAAGUAGAGGAUUUGCUGAGCCGCGCCAUCGUCAUCAUGUGCGUUGAGCCCGCGGGUUCUGCUGCUUUGCCUGUGUGGCAGCAGUGGGUGUCGAGCGCCCCCGCCCCGCUCCGCGCCGCGUGCGCGAGCGCAGUGUGCAGUGUGACGUCACUGGAGCCCUUCGCCGUUCUGGCUGACGUCACCGCACGCGCUGUGUUGGCUGCACCAGAAUGCGGCGGAUGGGCGGAGAUCGGCCGGCGCUGGUCAGCGUGCCCGUGGCGCGAUGUGGGCGCGCUGUGCGCGCGCGCGCGUGCGCACGCAGCGUACGGCGCGUGGCGAGCGCACGCCGCGCCCGCGCGCUGCGACACGCUGCGGGCCGCGUUUGUCGCGCUCGCCGCCGCCGACAUCGACUUCGUGGAAAACGCCGUGAUAAUAUCAACCUGGAUCUGCUUGGCUGGUCGCGUGUCCCGCGCGUGCGCAUUCGCGGCGGAGGCCGGCGACGCGGCCACAGAGUGUGCGGCGGCGGCCGCGGCGCUGCUCACCAGGUGGGCGGAGCCCCCGCGGCGGAGCUUGUUGUCGCUCGUCAUGCAGCAAGGAAAUAAUGUGCCUACUGUCUUGCACCGCGUACUAUGCAGCUUAGCUCUUUGCAUAAUUUCCCCCAACGAGUCCACAGCUCGCGGGUUCGAAUCCGCCUGCAGCGCUGUCAACCCCGCCGUCAUAGGAGACGCGAUCAAUUGGGGGCGGAACCCUAGGCUGUCAUUACUAACAACCUUAGCUGUGAGAUUCUACCCCACACAAGAAGCGUACUUCAAACAAGAGAUCGAUCUGAUAGCUGAAUUAUGAUCGAAAAUCAAAGAAAUUGUGUAUCUUGCAUGGAAUACACAGAAAAAGAGGUUGAAUGUUGAACUGUGAUUGAUUGCCAUUUUGUGACUGAUCAAGAAAGAUAGUUAUCUAAGAAAUUAAGACUUUAAUGUUUGGGGUCUCAGUCAAAAGUUUAUUAGACUAAACAUUCAUCAUGUAAGAUUUUGAAUGAUGUAUUACCUAGACAUAGGAUUGCGUGGGAGUCUUAAGUUUACUGUGAGGUUUUAUCCCACAAAGAAGGUAAUAUUUAGCUAAUUUCUUAAUUGUAAUUGAUGGAUGAAAAUAUCCCAUUUUGUUUAGGAAUGGCGGGUUAAAGGGUUUAAAUGAACUGUGAUUGUAUCUCGUUUAAAAUGUGGUCAAAAAAAUCCGAGAAAAUAAGUAGGUAUUAAAUACUUGGCUGGAAAUUGAAAUUUUCAAUAUGGUUGUCAAAUUGGGACAUGUGAUAUCUAAAUUUAAAUAUUUUGAUGCCUCGAACGACGAGGCGCUACCAUCGCUUUCAAUAUCAACGUGGCCGAUCUGUUAUUCACACACAGACAUAUUGCCGACCGGACUUCUUUCGUAGCAAGAACUCUGCACUGUACUAUACAAUACUAGUUUACAUAUUGGGAACUAUAUGUCCCCAGAGUAUGAGUUUCAGGAAUGCGAUGUAUUCUAUUUUAUUACUCGAGUAUCUUGCUGUCUUGUGCCAAAAUAUUUUCAUAAUCGGACUGAUCGUAAACUUGUUAAUACAAUUCUAUAUAGCUUUAUUAUAUUCAUGUGACUACAUAACCAUUUGUAACCACGUUAGUAAUGUGUGAAAACUAGUCUCAAUUGUCAUUAUAGUAAUUUGUGGGAGUGUGACAUAAGGUUAUUUUUCUUCUCAAUCGCACUAUUUUGUGUGACCGUUAAUAACUAAUAGCAUUGAGCAACUAUGGUAGGAUUGCCAGAUCGUAACCCAGUUUUGUGAUAUAUUAUUAACUUGUACUGUUUUCAAAGUUCUAGUUUAUGUUACUUUAAAUAUUGUUAUUAUUAUGUUGCUUUCGAUGAUUUUAUUAGAAACGUGUUCAAAUAUUAUUAUGUUUUUGUUAGUUUUGUAACAAUGUAGUUAGGCAUUAAAUGGUGCUUGGUAUAUUAAAACAAAAGCUAAAGCUUUAGUAGUUUUUAGUUUUAUUAAAAUAAGAUAAUAAAAUAAUUCCAAGUCUUCUUAUUUUCCUAAAUAUAUUAUAUACUUUAAACAAGUGCAACUAUGUUAAAAAAUCAAACAGCAAUUGUAAAAAGUACGUUUUACUGAAAUCAAUCUAUCUUUCCUUAACAUAGAUAUCGGAAAUUUUGUGAUUCUAAAAGUAGUUGCUUCCAUGCACACUUAUAAUUGUAUAACAUCAUUUUAUAACCAAAGAAAUAAAAUCUUUUCGGAUCAGGAGGUUACUACAAUUUAAAACAAGGUCUUUAUAUUAUGUCCACAAGCAUGUAUGCUACGAACUAUGCACCAUUCUAUAAAAUCAAACCAAUAAACCAGCUACAGUUAUUAUUCCUCUAAUUGGUACCAUAGUAUAAAUAUAUGUGUAUUGAUGUAUGAUUUUACCACAUAAAAUUUGUUCCACUCUGUAUGGUUACUGGAAUCAGUGGUUAUAGCGUACCUCCUGACUUUUAUCACGUAUUAGCAUCGAUGUAUUAUUCUAUAAAGACAAUAUAGUCAAACACGUAAAUAGUAAACAUUGAUACUACUUUAACAUAUUUAAAAUGUGCUCAACAAAUCCAUGUCAUUAAAUGUACGAAUAAAAUACAAGAAAAUCAA